AGCACACUAAAAGUUUACGAUAAAAGUCGUUAAUCAAGUAGUACGCCUCAGCGACGAAUCGGACGGACUUCCUUUUACUUUCAAGUAGUACGAUUGAACGGAGAAAACAUUGCGUAUGAUGCAGUACUGAUAGUACAUUCCACUUAGACCAGUAUCAGAAAGAGAGAUUCAACGGAAAGUCAAAUGAUCUUUUUACUUUCGAGCAUACUACGCGCGCCAAAUCAGCACAUAACCUCCACGUCGCAGUGAUAUCACUUUGAGCAGGUGUGUCAUAUAAUCAUAUAGGUUCGAAGACGUCAAUAUAAAAAGAGAAAAAAAGAGUUAGUGUCACCUUUGAGUUCGCUUUUCUUGACUCGUCUGAUAAGAUAAUCAGCAAAAAAGAAACGAAAGCACCGUCAACGUGCACUGUUCCCUUCUCCAAAUCUCCUCACGUUCCUUCUCGCGAAGAGUUGACAAAUUUUCGAGCGUACGAGGAUAAUGUCUGACCCGCGCGUAAGAACGCUUAAAAUCAAGACUGGUGUGGUAAAACGUCUUGCGAAAGAAAAAAUUACGUACGAGAAAGAAGCGGCGCAGCAGCGGGAAAGGAUACAAAAAUUGAGGGAACAAGACAAAGAUGGCUACGAUAUAAAGAAGCAAGAAGAGGUGCUUCAAGAAUCCCUUAUGAUGGUACCAGACUGCCAACGGCGUCUUGUUAAAGCAUUUGAGGAACUAAAAAAGAUCCUGGAUACUGAGCAGGAUUUGAAGGAGUUUGAGGAUUACAUUGAAGCUGAGAAGGUGCUGCAAGAGGCGGAGGCGCAACUACCCAAGGAAGGAGACAUCUUGCAAAUGUGUUAGGAAGUGCUGCAGUGACUUUCACAAAAUUAUUUCUC
This is a messenger RNA of Odontomachus brunneus, 869 nucleotides long. RefSeq names its product tubulin-specific chaperone A (gene Tbca). NCBI's taxonomy places the organism in Eukaryota, Metazoa, Arthropoda, Insecta, Hymenoptera, Formicidae. The transcript has 2 exons. The record is from RefSeq and is a predicted model, not a curated record. Gene Ontology annotation, molecular function: beta-tubulin binding. Bases 478 to 834 code for a protein of 118 amino acids. Gene Ontology annotation, biological process: tubulin complex assembly; post-chaperonin tubulin folding pathway. Gene Ontology annotation, cellular component: microtubule cytoskeleton; cytosol.